Molecule: messenger RNA, 252 nt
Organism: Opisthorchis viverrini
Lineage: Eukaryota; Metazoa; Platyhelminthes; Trematoda; Opisthorchiida; Opisthorchiidae
Exons: 1
Coding region: 1-252 (83 amino acids)
Source: RefSeq, a predicted model, not a curated record
AUGUCAACUUCGGCUUCAUUUUCUCCGACAACUGCCUGCUCUUUGAGUUUUUCUAAAUCACAUGCCAACAGGUCGCUACCGGAUCCGCACGAUCUCUUGAUGCGUUCAAUUUUGUCAGCCAGGAGGGCUAGUUUCAGUCUGCGCAAGCGUGCCAACUCCGCCAGUUUGGCUUGCUUCUGUUCCAGUUUACGGGCUCGGCGUGCUUCUCGCUUCAUGGAUCGGACUGAGCGACCCUCAUGUGUGGUAGACUGA